UGUAAACCCUUCAAAAUCUGGUAACAAAUUGGGAAAUUGACAGCAAAGCAUGAAAAUGAUUACUGUUCUUCUGCAUGCUUUCCACCUGAUGUUUGUUGCCAACCGAACAGUGAGAUAAACAAUCAGUCACAUAAACUUCCAAUUUUCACACAAAUAUCAAGUAACUAAUAUUAUGGCUCAUAGUCAUAAUAUUAUUUGCCUCUCUCUUGUUUGGACACAGCUAGAAGAAUACUUGACACAGCAAGAAGAAUACUCCUCUAUUAACAAACACCAGAACAGUACUUAUUUCCACUAUUGUAUCAUAUUAUGGCGGAAAAUGGAGCAGAAAAUGAUUUGGAUUUGAUCGAGUUGGCCCUUAGUCGUAUACUGAGAGACAACCCACAUGCUCAAUUUAGGGAUCGUGCAGUUUCUAAGCUUGCUCAGGAUGAGGAGGGCAAGCAAUUGUUAUUGAUACUGUUGGACCAGUUGAAUUCAUUAAGGGCAGAGAGAGAGCAAAAGACUUUACUGGUCAUAACAGAAAACAUGGGGAAGUCUGGCUCAGUAGGCUCAGAUGACGAGAUCAAGAAAAUGGAAGAGCCCAUUGGAGAUGAUAAAGUUACUGGGAAAGAUGUUAUAAGAGAAAUAAGAAAUGUGAAGAAGCAAAAUAUGCUCACACAUGUGGCCCUUGGCAUUAUUCUUGUAUCAGGUACACUGUGGCGUUUAUCAGAACUUUUUUUAGCUUUCAAGAUAAGGAGAACAAUCAUUCAUCCUUUAGAAGCAAUAGGUGGUUUGUUAGGUGGCAAGGGUUCUCAUCUUCCUCACGUGGAAACUCGUCUUCCUCGCAUUGAAACUCCGGUACUCCCUCAAUUAGAGAUGCCAUCCGUGAACAACAUUUUAAAUAGCAGACAAUUUUAUGGAUCUUAUGGGCACGCUGGACAAGCUGAAGAAAAGUAAUUCUCUGCACUAUCGUAUGAAAACACCUAUGUAGCAUCCACUAAAGCGUCACGUUGUUGCAUUUGAAUACAUUCAACCUUAUUAUUAUUCUUUUUUGCAUUCAUGAAUUCCACCAAUUAUAAGAUUGUAUUUAUUUUAUUUUUUUAAAGUUCAUAUGUGAAAUUUUUCUCCAA
Messenger RNA from Cryptomeria japonica (Japanese cedar), 1106 nucleotides. RefSeq lists its product as uncharacterized. The record is from RefSeq and is a predicted model, not a curated record. Lineage: Eukaryota; Viridiplantae; Streptophyta; Pinopsida; Cupressales; Cupressaceae. The coding region runs from base 307 to 933 and encodes 208 amino acids. The transcript has 2 exons.